CCGUUCGCCAGCCCACUGCCAUCUGCCGGGCCCCGCCCCCACCACUCGUGUAAACACAAAAACAACAAUGGUCGGCGCGACGGCCCUUUUCUCCGCCGGCCGGGUCGCGAAUUUCGCCGUUUCAGCAGCUAGAAACAGGCAUGCUGAGCGAAUUUUAAGCUGCUCCGUUCGAUCAUUUAGCCUCUUGAGGACCUCUUCAUUGCUAUCUAAAAGAAUCGGCACCCAAUCUUUACUAUCACCAGAAGCAAGAAAUGUCGCACCUAAUACAAGCAGAGGCUAUUGUGAUGAACGUCCUUCGCCUAAGCUGAUGGAAUUUCCUCAGGUCCUGUGGCCUAGUAUUUUCAAAGUAAUAAAGAACUGGAUCAUGGCAAAAUUUGUCAUCACUCCCUAUUUCGACAGAGAUUUCGACCUCCGAGAAUUUGGCGAAGCCUCUCAACAGGCCGUGGAGCACGUUUCUCAGCAAUUAUCAAAAAACAACCUGGAUAGUUUACAAGGUUUGGUGUCGAGAGAAGCACUUGUUGAAAUUAGGAGCAGCCUCUCGAGGUUUUCCGUACAGCAGCUCUCGGAAAUCGCAGUCAACAAAAAUGACAUCUACUUUUGUUUCCCGCAUGAAGUUGGUGUCAUGUUUGAUGACGAGGAAGAGAGCCAAAAGCGUUACGUCGAGAUUACUAUGGUCUACUUUUUGAUGAAAGGCUUAGCUGAUUACAAAACGCAGCACGGCCAACCCCCAGACUUUAAUGCAUUGAGGGCAGCAGAAAAUCAGGAUAAAUUAUUUGUGUUGAACUACAGGUUCAUCAGGGAAUUCACCAAAGGCGUGUCUCCAGAUUGGACGAUCAACAUGCUGAACCACUACAAAGGUAGACCAAACUAAACUUUGAGUAAAGACUGUACCAGUGUGUUAAAGAAGUCUUUGGAAUAAUUUCAAAAUAAAUUAAAUGAUUAUUGUUUUUAAAAUAAGAGUGCCAGUUGUUGAUUUUGAGAAAAUAAAAAUCUAACAUUGGAAGAAUAUGGUGCUAAAU
Molecule: messenger RNA, 1019 nt
Organism: Neocloeon triangulifer
Lineage: Eukaryota; Metazoa; Arthropoda; Insecta; Ephemeroptera; Baetidae
Product: m-AAA protease-interacting protein 1, mitochondrial
Exons: 4
Coding region: 68-871 (267 amino acids)
Biological process (GO): protein insertion into mitochondrial inner membrane from matrix; inner mitochondrial membrane organization
Cellular component (GO): mitochondrial inner membrane
Molecular function (GO): ribosome binding
Source: RefSeq, a predicted model, not a curated record